AUGAAAUUCGGCCGCAAUCUGUCGCAAUUCACUGUUCCCGAGUGGAGCACCUCUUACAUAAAGUACAAGGCUCUGAAACGGCUCAUCAAAUCUGCUGCUGAACAGAUCAGAACUGGAGAAGAGGCGGAUUUGGCUGGACCCGGUGUUUUUCACCUUUGUGUUGGGCUUAUAGGCUUUUUCUAUUCUCUCGAUCGAAAUGUCGAAGAUGUUGAUUAUUUUUACAACAAGAAGUAUGCUGAGUUUACCCGCCGACUGAAACUGCUCGAGGAGCGUUAUGGAUACUCCAUGGAAGGUCGCCAUGCUCUCGAGCCCGAAGACCGACAUGACCUGCGCGAAGCGCUUUUGGAUUUGCGGUACCACUUACGCCGCUUACAAUGGUAUGGUGAAGUCAAUCGUCGUGGCUUCGUCAAGAUCACCAAAAAGCUGGACAAAAAGGUUGGCGCCCAGGCUCAAAAGCGUUAUCUAGAAACAAAGGUCGACCCCGCCCCCUUCGCCUCCAACGCACGCGUGUUUGAGGCCCAGGAUCGCAUCAAUGCUUGGAUGGCAAUUAUCACCGACCAGUCCAAGGCGGAAGAUAAAGUGGGAGAUGACUCAAGCUCCACCCAUUCUUCCCUAUCAUUGAAGCGUGGUCCGACUAGGCCCUAUCUCAACCUCCCCGCUAGCGUCGUCACUGCUGUCGAUGACGCACUUCGCAAGGACGACACUCACGUUUUACUGGAGCUUCUGGAGACCCUGAAAGCCACUGCGGAUGAGGCUGGGGAGACAGUCUAUUCGAAGGUUCUCAAGACCUUAAUACAGCGCUCCAUUCUUCAUCGAUCUCGGGCUGUUCUGGCCCUUCUGCUAAACCGAGUCGACACCCUGGAAGAAGAUGACGAUAUCAACAGACGCAACUGCUUACACCGUCUGGUCAUCUCUAUAGGUCGUGAGCAGUCUUCGGCCGACUCGGAGCCGGCGGCGUCCAUGGUGCUCAACUUCCCUCCGGAGACUACCCGGUACAUUACGCCUGCGGCGCCACCGACUCUUCAGCCGCCACGCGCUAUUGUCAAAGAAGAGCACAUGUCCCAGCAGUUGGGCCGCGACGAUUCAGCCGUCGCUCUCUUUGAAUUCCUGUUGAAAUCGCUGCGCCCAGACCAGCGGGAGUCUUUGAUGGCAAAAGAUAUAUCCGGACGUACUCCGUUGCACUACGCCGCCCAGUAUGGUUUCAAGGUGGUGUGUGAAGUGAUUAUUGAAUAUCUCAGAGAAUGGGACAUGUUCGAUGUCAGUGAUGGUAUAGAUGGCCCUCUCUGGCAGGACGACGACGGCUGGGCUCCUCUCCAUCUGAGUGUUGUGGGCGGCCACCCCAAGACCACCCGGUGUCUCUUGGAUUCCGAGGAACGAAAUGGCCCCAGCAAUGAACGAGUCAUAAUUAGAAAGCAGGUCUCCAAAUCUAGUGCAGUGUUGGCAUUGGCGACCAAGGCCAACUUUAUCGAUAUUGUGCAGCUCCUCGUGGAUGCCGGUGUUGAUAUCAAUUACCAGGACGAGCAGGGAGAGACUGCGUUGCACGUUGCCGCCCGAUUUGGCCAUGAUGAAUGUGCACAGAUUCUGCUCGAUGGCAAUGACGACCAGAAGGCAGACACGGAGCUGGCCGAGAAAACUUAUGGCUGGACGCCGCUCUUCAUUGCCUGUGUGGAUGGUCGCCUGGGUGUUGCGAAACUAUUGAUUGCCUCUGGUGCGGAUGUGGAUCGCUUCGACACCUCGGGGUGGACGGCUAAGGAACACGCAGCUUUGCGGGGCCAUCUGGACAUUGCCCGGUGUCUGGCGGAGGUGAGCCCAGGCGUUCCCACCACCGAUCUCGAUCUUUCAAGCUCCACUUCCAACAUCCGUGGUCUCGAGUCUUCCUCGCCCCCUGCUCAGUCAUCGCUCACUGAACGACGGUCGAAUGCGCCCGGAUCAUCUCCUGGGGGCUCCAAUAUACGCACCACUGAGCCUAUCAAGACUUUUGGCCACCGCUAUCUCACUGACGAGAGCAUGAUCUUGGUUAGCUUGGGAACAAUGGACAUGCGCCAGCCGCUCGAAACGGUCAGCCUUGACCGCAUCCCAAUGGAAAACGCGCACGCGACCCAGUUGGAUACAUCCUUGUCAAUGGUGGUAACCGCUAGUGGUGCUCAUGGUGAGCCGGAGGUGAUUGAUUUACCUGUGCAGGACAAUAUCUCUACCGAGCCAAUUGUCUUCCACACCACCGAUCCCAGUAAGGUGCGUUUACUCUUCGACCUUGUUCCCACCUACGCUGGAUCGAAGGAGAAGAUCGUUGGCCGGGGUGUGGCUUUGCUUUCCAGCAUCAAGCCAACUGUCGGGUCGCUCCGAAUCAAUCUCAAAGGUGAUUCCACCGUCCCGAUUGUUGCCGCGAACACUCUGGAGGUAAUUGGGUCUGUGACCUUCAACUUCCUCGUCAUCACCCCCUUCAAGCAUCCCAACAUGUCUAUCACUGGCAACCAGACUUAUUGGCGUUCCAUGAGCUCGACCAUGGUCAUCGGACAUCGUGGGCUGGGUAAGAACAUGGCAAGCCGCAAAUCCUUGCAGUUGGGCGAGAACACCGUCGAGUCUUUCAUCGCCGCCGCCAACCUUGGUGCCUCGUAUGUUGAGUUCGAUGUACAGCUCACCAAAGACCACGUGCCUGUUAUCUACCACGACUUUUUGGUCAGUGAAACGGGCAUUGAUGCGCCCGUUCAUACUAUGACGCUUGAUCAAUUCCUGGAGUUGGGCGUUGGACAUCGCCGCCGGCCUUUGCCUGGACCCGUGAAAAGCGACGGUGAGCUACCAGAUCUUGGUCCCCGUCAGCGCUCAAUGUCGGUCGGCGGCUCUGAGUACAACCCUGCCGAAUUGACUGAGAAAAUCAAGCACACCCGCGACUUCAAGAAGAAGGGAUUCAAGGGCAAUACCCGCGGCGAGCACAUUCAGGCACCAUUUGCCACAUUGGAGGAGCUGUUUAGGAAGAUUCCGAAGCCCGUCGGAUUUAACAUCGAAUUGAAGUACCCCAUGCUCCAUGAGAGCGAGGAAGAAGAGAUGGACACUUACGCAAUUGAACUCAACUCCUUUGUCGACACCAUCUUGACCAAGGUGUACGACUUGGGAGGCGGCCGCGACAUGCUGUUCUCCAGCUUCAACCCCGAUAUCUGUCUGCUCCUGUCUUUCAAGCAGCCUUCCAUCCCCGUCCUGUUCCUCAGUGACGCAGGUGCCUCCCCUGUGGGUGACAUCCGCGCCAGCAGCUUACAGGAGGCGAUUCGGUUCGCCUCGCGGUGGAACCUUCUUGGCAUAGUCACCCAGGCUGAGCCAUUAGUCCUCUGCCCACGGUUGGUUCGUAUCGUCAAAGAAUCCGGUCUUGUGUGUGUCUCUUACGGAACGCUCAACAACGACGGAAACAACGUCGACUACCAAGUCGCCGAAGGCAUUGACGCCGUCAUUGUGGAUUCCGUGCUUGGCAUCACCAACGGUCUCAUUCAGCGCCAGAACAAGGGUGAGCGCACACCCGGCCCGUCACCCAACCCCUCGGCGGUCAGUGACCAUGCUGCGGACGCUGCUAAGGGAGCUGUCCGAGUCCCGGUUCUCGAACAGGUGAAGCAAACACACCUCUCUCCAAAUGUGAAUCCUGCGACUGUUCUCUGA
Penicillium bovifimosum is the source of this 3642-nucleotide messenger RNA. Its product is annotated as glycerophosphocholine phosphodiesterase. The coding region runs from base 1 to 3642 and encodes 1213 amino acids. Gene Ontology annotation, biological process: glycerophospholipid catabolic process. Gene Ontology annotation, molecular function: glycerophosphocholine phosphodiesterase activity; protein binding. Lineage: Eukaryota; Fungi; Ascomycota; Eurotiomycetes; Eurotiales; Aspergillaceae. The record is from RefSeq and is a predicted model, not a curated record. The transcript is spliced from 4 exons.